Molecule: messenger RNA, 663 nt
Organism: Castor canadensis (American beaver)
Lineage: Eukaryota; Metazoa; Chordata; Mammalia; Rodentia; Castoridae
Source: RefSeq, a predicted model, not a curated record
AAGUCUGGCUUCACGGUGAGGCCAGUGGCUGGCUACCUGAGCCCACGAGAUUUUUUGGCAGGACUGGCUACAGAGUGUCUCCACUGUACUCAGUAUGUCCGGCACGGUUCAGACCUCUACACUCCAGAACCAGACACCUGCCAUGAACUCUUGGGACAUGUUCCACUGCUUGCAGAUCCUAAGUUUGCUCAAUUUUCACAAGAAAUAGGUCUGGCAUCUCUGGGAGCAUCAGAUGAAGAUGUUCAGAAACUAGCCACAUGCUAUUUCUUCACAAUUGAGUUUGGCCUGUGCAAGCAAGAAGGUCAACUGCGGGCAUAUGGAGCAGGACUACUUUCCUCCAUUGGAGAACUGAAGCAUGCUCUUUCUGACAAGGCUUGUGUGAAAGCCUUUGACCCAAAGACAACCUGCUUACAGGAAUGUCUUAUCACCACCUUCCAGGAAGCCUACUUUGUUUCAGAAAGUUUUGAAGAAGCCAAAGAAAAAAUGAGGGACUUUGCAAAGUCAAUUACCCGUCCCUUUUCAGUAUACUUCAAUCCCUACACACAGAGUAUUGAAAUUCUGAAAGACACCAGAAGUGUUGAAAAUGUGGUGCAGGACCUCCGCAGUGAUUUGAACACGGUGUGUGAUGCCUUGAACAAGAUGAACCAAUAUCUGGGGAUUUGA